Messenger RNA from Scatophagus argus, 578 nucleotides. It is a transcript of the gene atg12, whose product is annotated as ATG12 autophagy related 12 homolog (S. cerevisiae). Bases 91 to 429 code for a protein of 112 amino acids. Gene Ontology annotation, biological process: autophagosome assembly; autophagy of mitochondrion; C-terminal protein lipidation. The transcript is spliced from 4 exons. Gene Ontology annotation, cellular component: phagophore assembly site membrane; Atg12-Atg5-Atg16 complex; cytoplasm. The record is from RefSeq and is a predicted model, not a curated record. NCBI's taxonomy places the organism in Eukaryota, Metazoa, Chordata, Actinopteri, Scatophagidae.
AGAUAAUUGACAACAACCCUGGCCAAUGGGAAGGCUGUUUAUUUCUGUUUAGCCAAUUAAAAUUUAGCAUGACACUACCGGUUUGGGGAAAUGGCUAAAGCUAAAGCUUAUAUUUAUGAAGGGAAUAUCUCAUAUUUUUGCCAGAAUAGUCUUUUUUUAUUUCACAGAGUUGAUGUUUUGCUGAAGGCUGUGGGAGAUACUCCUAUCAUGAAAACAAGGAAGUGGGCAGUGGAGAGGGGGAGGACAGUACAGUCUUUGUCUCAGUUCAUCUCUCGCUUCCUCAAGCUAGAUGCUAGUGAACAACUGUUCAUUUAUGUUAACCAGUCAUUUGCCCCCUCACCGGAUCAAGACGUAGGGGUCCUGUUUGAUUGUUUUGGCAGUGACAGCAAGCUGGUUCUACAUUACUGUAAAUCUCAAGCCUGGGGUUAAACUGCUUUCCUCAACUACAUUUUGGACCUCCCCCGCUCACAAAGUCAUCCUCCAAACAUGUACACAAUGUUGUUUUUGCUUUUUUGCCUUCUGAUUUUUUUUCAGUUUUUCUGUACAUACAUACUGUAAAUAAAUUAAUACUAUGUCAA